UAAAAAAUAAAAAGAAAACACAACCGGUUCUUGCUCCUUUGCUCAUCUGUGUGUUGCAAUAAUGGCUCGUCCUUCUGCUCCAUCCUUAUCGGCCCUUGCUGCUUUGCUCUUGAGUUUAGGCUUCGCACUGGUCUUACCUCAAUUAGUUCUAUGUGUUGCAACCACGACUCAUUCCGAGGGCCAAGAAAACUUUGAUCCAUCUUUAUCAACCCCAACAUUGACACAUGAAUAUGAGGUCUUUGUUAGCUUUCGUGGGGCCGAUAUCCGCACAGGCUUUAAAAGCCAUUUUUUUGCUGCUUUAAACCAUAAAAGGAUUGGUGCAUAUAGAGAUGACAUAGAUCUCCCUAGAGGGGGAGAGAUUGGACCUGAGUUGUUGAAGGCAAUUGAGACUUCAAGGAUUGCAGUUGUUGUGUUCACAAAAAAUUAUGCUACUUCGGAUUGGUGCCUUGAUGAGCUGGUGAAGAUCAUGGAAUGCAAAAGGCUUUUAAAUCAAAUGGUGCUGCCUAUAUUCUAUGGUGUGUCUCAGUCCGAGGUGCUAGAACAGAAGGGAGUUUUUGCAAAGGCGCUCUUAAAGGGCCCUAAAGACAAGGUUAACAAUUGGAGAGCUGCAUUGAUGGAGGCCGCAAACUUGGCAGGCUUGCAUUCAGAACAAUAUAGUCUAGAGUCAGAGUUUAUAGAGGAAAUUGUGGAGAACAUUUGGAAAAUAGUAAAUGAGGAGGAAUCAGCUACCGCCCCAUCCCGUCGUCAGAUUUAUGUUUCUGGUCAACACGCUGUACCAAUCAUCCCUCCGCAAAAUGACGCUUCAUCCCGUCAUAAUCAUAUUUCUGAGUCAAAUCCCUUUUCUUUUCUUUUUUUGGAUAAAAAUUCUUAG
Molecule: messenger RNA, 871 nt
Organism: Quercus robur (English oak)
Lineage: Eukaryota; Viridiplantae; Streptophyta; Magnoliopsida; Fagales; Fagaceae
Product: disease resistance protein RPV1-like
Exons: 2
Coding region: 62-871 (269 amino acids)
Biological process (GO): signal transduction
Source: RefSeq, a predicted model, not a curated record